CUUGAGUAGGACAUGAUGGUCAUUAUUUGAAUUGUCUAUCUUCAUUCAAAGGAACAAACUUUCAAGAGUAACAGCUCUACCCGGACCCAACUGCGUUGAGUGUUGCCCACCCUCCUCCUCCUCCUCCUUGCCUCCCUACUUGUACUAAUCCUCCUCCUCUAAAGUUUCAAACUUCAAAUAAUUAACUCAAAAAUUAGAUCAAAUACAAAGUCGGGUUUUUUUUUUAUGGGGGGAUAAUAACCAAGAAAUACUGAAAGAGAACAGCUUUUAGCUAAAUUUUCAGCUCAAUCCUGCAUCUUUUUCUUCUGGGAAGCUCCGAAAUGUCUGGGUACGUCGGCAUUCUAGUCUCAGAUCCAUGGCUGCAGAACCAGUUCACCCAAGUGGAGCUCCGGAGCUUGAAAUCCCAUUUUGUGAGCAUGAAGAGAGAGAGUGGAAAGCUCACAGUUGGAGACUUGCCUGCCAAUAUGUCGAGGCUCAAGGUUGUGGGAUCGGAUAAUUUCACUGACGAAGACAGGGCUUCUUUCAUUCAAGAUUUGCAUCCCAACCUCGAUGAAGAUGUCGAUUUCGAAUUCUUCCUCCGGGUCUAUUUGCAACUCCAAGCUCGUGCCACAGCUACAACAGGAAGUGGUGGAAAGAAUAACUCCUCAUCUGCCUUUCUCAAGGCCGCUACCACCACUUUGCUCCACACGAUCAGCGAAUCCGAGAAGGCUUCCUAUGUUGCACAUAUCAACAAUUACCUUGGACAGGACGAUUUUUUAAAGAGAUACCUGCCUAUUGAUCCUUCAACCAAUGAUUUAUUCGAGAUCGUCAAAGAUGGAGUACUUUUAUGUAAGCUGAUCAAUGUGGCAGUGCCUGGAACAAUCGAUGAACGAGCUAUCAACACUAAACGAAUACUUAAUCCGUGGGAGAGAAAUGAAAAUCACACCCUGUGCCUCAACUCUGCUAAGGCAGUUGGAUGUACUGUAGUCAAUAUAGGGACUCAGGAUUUCAUUGAAGGAAGGCGUCAUCUUGUCCUUGGAGUCAUUUCUCAGAUAAUCAAGAUACAACUAUUGGCAGACCUCAACUUGAAGAAAACACCUCAAUUGGUGGAGUUGGUUGACGAUAACAAGGAUGUGGAAGAGUUGAUGAGUCUACCUCCAGAAAAGAUAUUACUGAGGUGGAUGAAUUUCCAAUUGAAGAAAGCAGGAUAUAAAAAGAUAGUCACAAACUUCUCUUCUGAUGUGAAGGAUGCUGAGGCUUAUGCUCACCUCUUAAACGUUCUUGCCCCAGAGCACAGUAAACCAUCUGCAUUGGAUGCAAAGAAUCCUUUGGAAAGAGCAAAGUUAGUUCUUGAACAUGCAGAUAGGAUGGGUUGUAAGAGAUAUUUGACCGCAAAAGAUAUUGUUGAAGGAUCCCCGAAUCUUAACCUUGCAUUUGUCGCACAUAUUUUCCAGCACAGAAAUGGACUCUCAACCCAAACAAAGCAAAUAUCAUUCCUCGACAAUUUGGAAGAUGACACCCAAAUUUCCAGAGAAGAGAGGGCAUUUCGCUUCUGGAUGAAUAGUCUUGGAAAUUCAUCAUAUAUCAAUAAUGUAUUUGAAGACCUCAGAAACGGGUGGGCACUUCUAGAAUCGCUGGACAAGAUUUCGCCAGGCAUUGUCAAUUGGAAGAUUGCAAACAAGCCACCAAUUAAAAUGCCAUUCAGAAAAGUAGAAAACUGCAACCAAGUUGUAAAAAUCGGGAAACAGUUGAAGUUUUCUUUGGUAAAUAUUGCUGGAAAUGAUAUCGUGCAGGGGAAUAAAAAGUUAAUACUUGCUUAUUUGUGGCAAUUGAUGCGGUAUAACAUCCUCCAACUACUAAAGAACUUGAGAUUUCAUUCCCACGGGAAGGAAAUCGCUGAUGCUGAUAUUCUAGAAUGGGCGAACACCAAAGUCAGCAGCACGGGAAGCCAGAGCUGCAUGAAAAGUUUUAAGGAUAAGAGUCUUUCAGAUGGCCUUUUUUUCCUUGAGUUGCUUAGCUCUGUGCAGCCUAGAGUGGUGAACUGGAGUCUCGUAACAAAAGGAGUAACCGAUGAGGAGAAGAAGAUGAAUGCCACCUACAUUAUAAGUAUUGCAAGAAAGCUUGGAUGUUCGAUAUUUUUGCUUCCCGAAGACAUAACUGAGGUGAAUCAAAAGAUGAUUCUUACUUUGACUGCAAGCAUUAUGUACUGGUUUUUGAAACAACCCAUCGAAGAUCAACCGUCUGGGAUUUCAGAUAGUGAGGGUUCCAGCAUUGUCUCCAGUUCAACUACUGAUGACUCUGCUUCUGAGUCAUCAAUGGAGGAGAAUGGAAAUCUAUAAACACAAUUAUUACUGGGAAAAAUUUACCAAACUUUCUAUUUAAAGCUCAUGAGUUUUUAUUUUUUGGUAAAGUUGAUUGCAAAAAUGAUUGCAAUAACCAGUAUAUGUAAGAGUAGGAAUUGAAGUGUUUUUUCAAACCAAAUUUUGUUCAGGCAGCAUAUGUGAAUACAAGGAUCUUUUAAUCCAGUUUCAUCAAA
Molecule: messenger RNA, 2515 nt
Organism: Pyrus x bretschneideri (Chinese white pear)
Lineage: Eukaryota; Viridiplantae; Streptophyta; Magnoliopsida; Rosales; Rosaceae
Product: fimbrin-2
Exons: 14
Coding region: 321-2318 (665 amino acids)
Biological process (GO): actin filament network formation; actin filament bundle assembly
Cellular component (GO): actin filament bundle; actin filament; cytoplasm
Molecular function (GO): actin filament binding
Source: RefSeq, a predicted model, not a curated record